UGAAGAAUCGCAUCCAAACAUUAGUCUCCUUAAUUUGUUCUAUGCAACAGCAAACUGGCAUCUACGUCUCCUCUCCAUCCUGCUGGGUCUGUCCGUCGUAGCCUACAUGAGUUACCUGAGCGUCCUUGCCAGCCAAGACGCAGCCAGGGACGCCUCUUGGACCCGUGCCGCCCCUCGCCCCUGCGGCAGCGCCUGCUCCGUGGAGGAAUCGCCUCAUUUCCUCAUCCACACCCCCGGCUGCGUCAUUCCGGACAUAGACCCGGAUCAUCCUAGCAUUGCAAAGUAUCGAGGCAAACCGCAAGAAAUGGUGUGCUCGACGAAGCGGCCCCUCACGGCUACGGAUGGCCUCGCCUUGGUCCUACUCGAGGAUAACCUUGAGGAUUACGGCGUUUCCUCAAGGUCGUCCUUUCGAUGCGGGUAUCAGGGCAUCGUGCGGGUCGAGCAGGAUCCUAAGAAAUAUAAUGCUGCUUGUGAUAAGAUGUCUGAGCUGCGGAAGACCACGCCCCUCGAGGCCAGACGGACGCUGACGGGAGAAGACGGUGUUCUGGUCACCUGCUGGUAUAAGAACAACACGAUUUACCAAAACGUACAUUACUUCAUCCAGCCUCGUAGAUCUCAGCGGAAGAGAGAAGCGUUUAAGAAAACACACGGGCAGCGGGGCACGCGGCCGGAGCAGCUGAGCGUCGCAAUCGUGGGUACAGAUGCAGUGGCCAGAGGAAACCUGCGUCGCCACAUGCCGAAGACGUUCCGUUUCCUGCGGGAGGAGCUGGACGCCAUCGACCUCAGUGGCUACGUGAAGGUGGCCGACAACACGGACCCGAACAUGUACGCGGUGCUGAUGGGUCUCACGCCCGAGGAAUUCAAGCGGCACAAGUGCAGGCCCAAGCAACGGGCCAAGUACGACGACUGCCCGCUGAUCUUCAAGAAUUUCUCCCAGGCGGGGUACGUCACAGCCUUCGCGGAGGACGCGCCCUGGAUGGGGAUCUUCCACUACAACCAAGUCGGAUUCGUGAAGGAGCCCACGGACUACUACAACAGGCCGUACUUCCAAGUGUCCGAGAAGUACAUCAGCCACAACGGCCAGUACGGCUCCUCCAACGGCAGGCUGUGUCAAGGGGGGACUCCCAGCAUCACGGUCAUUCACAACUACUCCUUAGCCCUGGCGGAGGCGCACCGAGACGUCCCUUACUUCGGCCUUUACUGGAACGCCGCCGUGACGCACGACUACCUGAAAUUGGCGACCAUGGCUGACACGCCGUCGCUGAAGUACCUGAAGGAGUUUCGCGACAGAGGCUAUAACCAAAACACGGUUCUGUUCUUCAUCAGUGACCACGGACUCAGGUGGGGCGCCUUUCGCUCGACGUACGCCGGAAUGCUGGAGGAAAGGAUGCCGUUCCUCUUUGCCGUGUUUCCUCCGUGGUUCAAGGAGGAGUACCCGGACGCCUGGAGAAACAUGAAGAAGAACACCAAGAGGUUAACUUCCACCUUUGACCUUCACGCGACGCUGUUCGACAUUCUGAAUCGAGCCUACGCCGACAUGACGAGGACGUACAGCGGCGCUCACGGCCUCAGCCUCUUCCGCGAGAUGCCCCUCAACCGCACCUGCGAAGACGCCUCUAUACCCGAACACUACUGCGCGUGCGAGCAUUCCGAAGACGCCGAUCCGCGAGACCCGAAGUUGAAGGAAGUUGCUGGGUUCUUGGUCUCGAAGCUGAACUCGGGGCUGAGGAAGUUCCCGCAGUGUGUGCAGUUGGAGCUAGAUACGGUACUAGGAGGUCGAACCGGCUCGGCGAGAAACAGCACGACACCCAAAGGUCUCAAUAGUAUCAUCAGUACGUAUCUGGUGACCUUUCAGACCAAACCAGGAGGAGCGAGACUCGAAGCCACAGUCAGGGAACACGACGACACGUUCGAACUCGUAGCCGAAGUCUCCCGAACGAACAAGUAUGGCGACCAGAGCCACUGCGUCACGGAUUUCGUUUACAGGAAAUAUUGUUAUUGUAAAGAUCUCUUGACAAACAGUUUAAGUGAAAAUAAUGAUAAUAAUAAUGGGGUGAAAAUGAUAUAAUCUUAAUGUUAUUUUAUUUUAUUUAUUUAUUUAUUUUUUAUCGUAAAGAUUUGUUGACUAUUUAACACACAGGAAAUAGACAAUGUACAAUUGGGAAAGUACGGAAAAUGAUUAAGAAAUAAGAAAAAAUAUAUGAAAACGAUAAAACAAUUUAGACAAUUGUGUAAGAUAAUGACUAGUGAUUGCCUUACUGAAUCGUCCGUCCGUUGCAAAAUAUGAUUUCUUAACGAGUCUGAAACGAUGUUUGUAAUACGCAAAAAAAUAAAUAAUUCGAAUUUGUU
Molecule: messenger RNA, 2349 nt
Organism: Penaeus monodon (black tiger shrimp)
Lineage: Eukaryota; Metazoa; Arthropoda; Malacostraca; Decapoda; Penaeidae
Source: RefSeq, a predicted model, not a curated record